This is a messenger RNA of Lactuca virosa, 456 nucleotides long. NCBI's taxonomy places the organism in Eukaryota, Viridiplantae, Streptophyta, Magnoliopsida, Asterales, Asteraceae. The record is from the annotation of a GenBank genome assembly.
AUGCUCUCGGAGAUCAUUGAGACCAGGGACUCAAUGAUCACAAUAACAAUGCGCAAGCAUCUGGCAGAGAAGAUAAGGCCAGUCUUCGCAAUGCUUCACAUGCUAGAAGGUGUUUCAGAUCAAACCUUUAAUCAGAAGCAAGGGGGAGAAGGUGUGUCUGGUGGGUCAAGAAAAGAAGAACCCAAAGCUCCAGUUAAACCUGUUGUCAAGCAAGAACCAAAGGGCAAGGAAAAAUUGUUCAACGAAAAGCCCCUAAUUUAUAAUAGUGAAGACGAAGAGGAGUUGGAUGAAAACGAGCUUAAAAAGCGAAAGGCUCGUGAAGUCGAACUAGAUGAGCACCAACGGAUCAUUCGAGAGGCUAAAGAAAAGGAAAGAGCUGAGAAAGAGGCUCAGGCUACUCUUCAAAGCAAAAAAGCUUUUGUUUCCCAAGUGGACCUUGAAGCGAAUCCAGCGUGA